Wickerhamiella sorbophila is the source of this 1146-nucleotide messenger RNA. RefSeq names its product putative RNA-binding protein sce3. The record is from RefSeq and is a predicted model, not a curated record. Lineage: Eukaryota; Fungi; Ascomycota; Dipodascomycetes; Dipodascales; Trichomonascaceae. Gene Ontology annotation, molecular function: RNA binding. The transcript has a single exon. Bases 1 to 1146 code for a protein of 381 amino acids.
AUGGCUCCAAAGAAGAAGGGACAGCGCAUGGCUCUUGGUGAGUUCAUCAGUGAGUUCGGUGAUGCUGCCGAUUCGUCUUCCUGGGCUGACGACGAGAUGCCCUCUGUCGCCGCCGUGUCCGAUGAUAUGUGGAGCGGCUCCAGUUCGGGGUGGGGCGGAAGGCCUACUCGUCUGAUGCGCGAGGCAGUUCCUGUUCCUACCUCUCCUCCCUACACUGCUCGGUUGAUCAGUUUACCGUAUGAAAUCAACGAGACUGUUAUUUCCCAAUUCUUCGUUGAUCAAGGGCUGGCUGUGUCCAGUGUCCGUCUGCCCAAAGAUGUCGAGGCCGGCCGCAUCCGUGGCUAUGGCUUUGUUGAGUUUGAUGACCGUGAGUCGCUUGUCCAGGCUCUGGGAUGCGAGGGUAAGAUGCUUGGCGGCCGUGCUCUCCGUAUUGCUGUUGCCGAAAACCGUAUGGGUGGUGAGCGCGAUCGCACUGAUGAUGACUGGCGCUCUGGUCGCCGUGGGCCUUUGCCUCCUUUGGAGCACGGUGGUCGUGGUGGCGGCUUUGGUCGUCGUGGCGGUUUCGAUGAGCCCGAGCUCGACUGGAGCGCUCGUCGUGAGCCCCGUGAGCGCGAGCCUCGCGAGUUCCGCGGCGGUGACCGCGGUGGAUUCGGUGACCGUGGCGGAUUCGGUGGCCGUGGGCCCCGCCCCCCUCGCGAUGAGCCUGAUCUUGACUGGUCUGCUCGCCGCGAGCCUGCCUUCACCCGCCCUCCUCGUGCCAAUCGUCCUCCUCGCGCGGCAGAGCCCGAGCUCGACUGGUCCGCUCGUAAGACUCUCCCUGAGCUGCCGAACAAGGCCAAAAGCCAAACCCAACAGCCUCGCCGCAACGACGGCCGCUCUCGUAACUUUGAAGAGUGGGGACGGGCUGCUCCUGGUGCCGGCAACGCUAACGCACCGGCUGCUGCAGCUACCACCAGUGGCACUAAAGACAUUACGAAGGGCUUUGCCGUGCUGAGCACCGAUGACGAGCCUCAAGAAUCUGUCAGAGCUACCCCUGCUACAGCUGUGAAAUCGACUCCUGCGGUGCCGGCUACCGUUGAGACUUCUGCUCCUGCCGAGCAACCUGCUGAGGGAUCUUGGUCUGUUACCAGCUCCGGUCGUCAUUAA